This is a messenger RNA of Gallus gallus (chicken), 4121 nucleotides long. RefSeq names its product solute carrier family 26 member 7 (gene SLC26A7). Gene Ontology annotation, molecular function: bicarbonate transmembrane transporter activity; sulfate transmembrane transporter activity; chloride transmembrane transporter activity. NCBI's taxonomy places the organism in Eukaryota, Metazoa, Chordata, Aves, Galliformes, Phasianidae. The transcript is spliced from 20 exons. Bases 151 to 2175 code for a protein of 674 amino acids. Gene Ontology annotation, biological process: transmembrane transport. Gene Ontology annotation, cellular component: membrane. The record is from RefSeq and is a predicted model, not a curated record.
GCCAGAAAGGUAGCAGCAAGGCUCCUGACUUCUCAGCAGUCGUCUUGGAACCACAAAUCCUCAGAAGAAACCUGGAGAACGACCCAGAUUGGGGCGGUUUCUCAGCCGCCCAUUCUUCUGCACGAGGAACUUCUUUUGGGGGUUUUGGUGAUGGCGGGGGCAGAGAGGAGAAGGAGUACAGUGUGGGGGAAGAUCCGGGCCGUUCGCUGUGAAGAUGUCAAGGAGUGGUGCGUGAGGCGGCUGCCCAUCUUGGAGUGGGUGCCCAUCUACGAUUGGAAGGAAAACCUGGUUCCUGAUGCAGUGUCUGGGAUGAUGCUGGCCAUCCAGCAGGUGACUCAAGAUGAGCAAACAAGAGGCGCGGGAUAUUUAGCUUCUGGCCAGAGCCAACCCACCCCAGGAUUGGCCUUUGCUGCUCUCUCUUCAGUCCAUCCAGUUUUUGGUUUAUAUGGUUCUUUCUUUCCUGUCAUUAUAUAUGCCAUAUUUGGAAUGGGACAUCAUGUUGCAACAGGAACUUUUGCCUUAACUUCUUUAAUAUCUGCCAAUGCAGUUGAACGUCUUGUUCCUUCCACUGGCACUAAUUUCACUGCAAACAAUAAUUCAGGAGUCUUGGGCCUGUCAGAGUUUGAAAUGCAGAGAAUUGGAGUUGCAGCAGCAGUUUCAUUUCUGGGAGGAAUCAUUCAGGUAGCGAUGUUCACGCUGCAUCUGGGCCAUGCCACCUUCUUGUUAACAGAACCAGUGAUCAGUGCAAUGACCACAGGAGCUGCGACACACGUUGUGACUUCACAAGUGAAGUACCUGCUGGGAAUGAAAAUGCCAUACAUAUCAGGACCACUAGGAUUUUUUCAUAUUUAUGCCUACAUAUUUGAGAAUAUCAGAUCAGUUCAACUAGAGGCUUUACUUCUCUCCUUGCUGAGCAUUGUGGUGCUUGUUCUUGUUAAGGAACUGAAUGAGAAAUUUCAAAGAAACAUUAAAAUUGUUCUUCCUAUCGAUCUAGUUUUGAUAAUUGCUACAUCCACUGCCUGCUGCUAUGCUGAUAUGGAAUACGUCUACGGGCUAGAAGUUGUGGGGCAUAUUCCUCAAGGGCUGCCACCACCAAAACUGCCAGCCAUGAAUGUCCUAUCUGAAGUAGUCACAGAAGCUUUUGGGGUAGCACUGGUUGGUUAUGUAGCAUCACUAGCUCUAGCCCAAAGCUCUGCUAAAAGGUUUAAGUACACUGUGGAUGAUAACCAGGAAUUUUUGGCUCAUGGCCUCAGCAACGUGAUUCCUUCAUUUUUCUUCUGCAUACCAAGCGCGGCAGCGAUGGGACGGACGGCACUGUUAUAUAGUACGGGCGCCAGAACACAGGUGGCUUGCCUUAUCUCUUGUGCAUUAGUUCUUGUGGUGAUCUACACAAUUGGAGCAAUGCUGUACUGGCUGCCCAUGUGUGUGCUAGCAAGCAUUAUCGUUGUGGGCUUGAAGGGGAUGCUAAUGCAGUUCCGUGACUUAAAAAAAUACUGGAAUGUGGAUAAAAUAGACUGGAGUAUAUGGGUUACUACCUACAUGUUCACAAUCUGCUUUGCUGCUAAUGUGGGAUUGCUGUAUGGUGUUGUCUGCACGAUAGUAAUUGUGAUUUUCCGCUUUCCCAGAGCAAAGACGCUGAAUUUGAAAAAUAUGAAAGAAGUGGAAUAUAAGUACAAAACUGAAGAAAACUGUGAAUCAUUAAAACAGGUAAAGAUAGUUACGGUCAGCAACCCAUUAGUCUUUCUCAAUGCCAGAAAGUUUCAUGCGGACCUGAUGAAGAUAAUCCAGAAGGAUGGUACGAGCAGCCAGGCAUGUGAAGAUGUAAACAAGUGUGAGCAGAACACAUUACUCUGCUCCUUUUCCAAUGGAAGCUGUCACGGUGAGUCACUGCAGCCAUGUCAGAGUGAACAGUGUGUUUUGAUAUUGGACUGCAGUGGACUGAAUUUCUUUGACUACACUGGAGUCUCCAUGUUGCUUCAGAUUUACAUGGAUUGUAAAAAUAGACACAUUGAAGUGUUGCUCGCAUGCUGCAAAGCUUCCUUGAUCAAAGCAAUGCAGUAUGGUGGAAAUCUCGAGUCUGAAAACCCCAUCUUCUUUGAGUCUGUUUCUUCAGCAAUCGAUGCCAGUCAGAUUCCCAGGAAAUACAGCAAGUUCAGCGAACAGAGUGAAGUGUGAUGCCAACCCAUCCAAUGUGGAUAGUUUAACCAGCUCAUAUGCAGAAUGAACUGCACCACAGUUUCUCCUUGGCUUUUUUUUUUUUUCCCUCCAGGAGAUAUCAUAGAUGCUACUUUCUAUGCCUUAUAUGUCUAGUACACUCAGUAAUGACAGAUCUGCCAUUCAGAAGAAAAGAUCUUUCUGCUGCCAUCACUCAGAGAUUGUUCCUAUAGUUGAUCUGCAGUGGUUUUUAUAAUAUUCUUGUACACAUUUAGAGACAAAUUAGAAAGCAGAUAUGGGGUACUGACUGUGUUUAACAGUGAGAUAUAUUCUUUUAGAUAACUUCUAUUGUAACAUUAGUUGUAAUACGCAUCUGUAGUUUUGUGCAUGGAAUAAUGAGACAUUAGGAUUUCUUAAAAGCACAGUGUUAUAACUGAUACAUUAUAUUUGGGGAAACCAUAUAACAACGCAUACUUUGUUUCUGAUGGAGUUAUUUACCCUUUUUGUUAUUCAAGACAGCCAUUUACAGUAACAACAUCACAACACAGCUAACAUAUCCUUGUAUUUUUCAUACUUGGUUAUUGUAGGAUUUUUUAUGCCUUCCAAGGUGAGUGGGAGCACUAUUUGUUGAAAGAAAGCAGAUGAAUAUUGGUUAGAUUGUCUCCCUCUCUAGUAGAUGUCAUGAGUUAUUAUAAUGGUUUGCUAUGUUUUCAGUGCCACAGGUAUUCUUUAUCUUAGAUUGAAGAGGAAAAUCUGGUCAUAUUUUUCCAAAACUUUUUAUUGUUUUCAGCACAGAUUCGUCUGCAUUUCCAGCUUGAGCUGUGAUUUGGUCAGUGCUGGAAUUUGAUCAUGUAAGAAGUACGUUUUAUUCAUUGUCCAAAGUGCAUUCAUGCCAGAUGCUGCAGUUGAUUGCAAAUGACUUUGACAGGUUAUUACAGGCAAUAACAUUUAAUUAUUAAAUUCUUCAGACAGUCUUGGUAAUUUAUGAACACUUUAGACACUAUUUACAUUGUACUUCCAUUAUAGAAGAAUCAAUUGUAUGUCACAGCUGAAUGGAGAACCCUCCUUAACUGCAAGCUGAAUAAAUGUAAAAAAGUUAUCUUUUCUAUUAAGUUCAGUAUUUAUUCUUUGAUAGCUUUAUGUGUUUUCUGAAAAAUUAGAGAUAUGUUGGUUAAUAAAAUUGUUAAAACACGGUCCUUAGAAAAGAUGACACCUACCAUGAGACCUUCCAUUUUGUUCUGAAUAAUCUUGUUAAUGGAGUAAUACAGAUGCUGCUAAAAUCAUUUGUAAUGUCAGUGCUUGAUUAAAUCCUUGGCAACUCUGCAUCAAAUCAAAAAAUUUGUUCUGCUAAUCAAAAUGGUUCCCACUUUCCCCAGUGUUCGAUAGGAAUAACUUUUCUACAGCUAAAUGGAUGUUUUGAGACAGGCAUUAGGUCAAGGGCAAUAUUGUUUAAAAAUGUGUUUAAUCAGUGUGAGACUGCAAUUCAAAUUGUCUUUAUACUGUGAUUACUGCUUGACUGUCUCUCAGGGUAGAAUCAAGAAUGAAAUACAUUUCUUACCUUUUAACUCUGAAUUCACUUAUAUUCCAACACUGGCUUUUGGGAUACUCAUGGUAUUCUGGUAAUACAUUUUAUUUGAUAUAAUUAACCAAUUUUUCAUUUCAUUUUUGAGACUAUAAAUUGUUUAUUGGCUUCUCUUUCUGGCAAGUGGCAUCACUUAUAACAAUUGUAUCUCAGCAGUACAGAGCAUCAUGGAAUGUAUGAAGACAGGUAGAAGAUGAGCAGCAGCGGAUGCUGCCCUUUCAAUUGCUUCUAAAAUAUCAGUACUGAGUUUGAGCGUUUUCAGAACAGAGCUGCUUGACAGAGCAACUCUUACUGGGUGAGGGAGCAUCAUCUAUUUUUUAACGAGUAACCUAGGAAGGCAAAUUACUUCAGUGCUGAUGUAGUUUCCUUUUUUUUUUUUUUUUUU